GGGCUCUGCCUGAGAGUCGCUUGCUUUGCUUCCGAGGGCUCGCUGAGUUGGUCCCGCGACCGCCCAGACCCAUCCUGCCCGCCUGCCUUUCUCGGACAUAUACAUUGUCCCUCCGCUGACUAAUCCAUGUGCCACAACCUUUCCCGCCACCAUCGCCAUCCCGCAUGAGCGUUUCCACCGCCGCCAACCCCCUCGCAGGACCGUCCCCGCUCAAGGACAUCAUUCGUCCCUCUUUCCACCAGAACAACUUUGCAGAGGAGACAUACGUCAAGAACGAGCUCGGCAUCAAGCUCGACAAAGAUGAUCAAAUUUGUCGCUUGAAUCUCACGGCAGCCGGUUGUCCGCUAGGCCCCCUACAUUGCCCGCUAAGACACACCGCACCGUCGACGCAGAAUUUCCAGCCGCCAAAGCAGCUGCCCACACGUCCCCGUGAGCGGGAGCGUCUUGCCACCGUCUGCAAGCACUGGCUGCGCGGCCUAUGCAAGAAGGGCGAUGCAUGCGAGUUCCUGCACGAGUACAACCUGAGACGCAUGCCCGAAUGCUGGUGGUAUGCCCAUUACGGUUAUUGUUCCGCUGGAGAUGAGUGCUUGUAUGCCCAUGCUAAGGAACGCCGAGUGGAGUGCCCAGACUACAACAGAGGGUUCUGCAAACUUGGCCCGACUUGCCCGCGCAAACACGUCCGGCGCGUCGCGUGUCAGCUAUAUCUGACCGGAUUCUGCCCAUUGGGUGCUGAAUGCCCUCGUGGCCACCCAAAACCGGGUCUGCCGCCGCCGGAGGCAUAUGAGCCACCACCGCGACCGUCUAUUCGCGAUCUUGGACCGCCUCCUCCGGGUUACGGUAGGUACGCAGACUUCGACCGUCCUUUCGGCCCAGCACCAGGCGCUGGCGGUUCUGGAGGUCCGCCGGGGCCCCGCAGAAACAUCGAUGAAGUGGUCUGCUUCAGAUGUGGUGAGAAGGGUCAUUAUGCAAAUCACUGCAUGAACUCGAUGCGUAAACGAUGACGAUUGUACGCGGAGUUGUUACGGCCUUGAGCAUUAUCUUUGUAUGAUUUGUGUUAGUUUGGAGCAAUGCCAUGCGUGUUUCAUGCGCUUCUUCACGUU
Messenger RNA from Laetiporus sulphureus 93-53, 1100 nucleotides. RefSeq lists its product as uncharacterized. The record is from RefSeq and is a predicted model, not a curated record. Lineage: Eukaryota; Fungi; Basidiomycota; Agaricomycetes; Polyporales; Laetiporaceae. The coding region runs from base 165 to 1001 and encodes 278 amino acids. The transcript is spliced from 5 exons. Gene Ontology annotation, molecular function: RNA binding; zinc ion binding.